Messenger RNA from Propithecus coquereli (Coquerel's sifaka), 2475 nucleotides. It is a transcript of the gene RHOT2, whose product is annotated as ras homolog family member T2. Gene Ontology annotation, molecular function: GTPase activity; calcium ion binding; GTP binding. The transcript is spliced from 19 exons. The coding region runs from base 105 to 1970 and encodes 621 amino acids. Gene Ontology annotation, cellular component: mitochondrial outer membrane. Gene Ontology annotation, biological process: regulation of mitochondrion organization; small GTPase-mediated signal transduction; mitochondrion transport along microtubule. NCBI's taxonomy places the organism in Eukaryota, Metazoa, Chordata, Mammalia, Primates, Indriidae. The record is from RefSeq and is a predicted model, not a curated record.
AGCGCGGAGCGGAGGCCGGAAGUGCGCGCGCGAGGGGACGGGCAGAGGGCGGAGCACCCGGUCCGGGCCAGGUCGGGGUCGCGGUGCGACUCCGGGCGGCAGCCAUGAGGCGGGACGUGCGCAUCCUGCUGCUGGGCGAGGCCCAGGUGGGGAAGACGUCGCUGAUCCUGUCGCUGGUGGGCGAGGAGUUCCCCGAGGAGGUCCCUCCCCGGGCAGAGGAGAUCACCAUCCCCGCAGACGUCACCCCGGAGAAGGUGCCCACCCACAUCGUGGAUUACUCAGAAGCUGAGCAGACUGACGAGGAGCUCAAGGACGAGAUCCACAAGGCAAACGUGGUGUGUGUGGUGUACGAUGUCUCCGAGGAGGCCACAAUUGAGAAGAUCCGAACCAAGUGGAUCCCGCUGGUGAAUGGGGGGACCGAGAAGGGGCCCAGGGUGCCCAUCAUCCUGGUGGGUAACAAGUCAGACCUGCGGCCGGGGAGCUCUGUGGAAGCCGUGCUUCCCAUCAUGAACCAGUUCCCCGAGAUCGAGACCUGCGUAGAGUGUUCAGCCAAGAACCUGAGGAACAUCUCAGAACUGUUCUACUAUGCCCAGAAGGCUGUCCUGCACCCCACAGCUCCCCUGUAUGACCCUGAGGCCAAGCAGCUGAGGCCCGCGUGCAUCCAGGCCCUCACACGCAUCUUCAGACUCUCAGAUCAGGACCUGGACCAGGCGCUCAGUGACAAGGAGCUCAAUGCCUUCCAGAAAGCCUGUUUUGGGCACCCGCUGGCCCCACAGGCGCUGGAGGACGUGAAGAUGGUGGUGCGCAAGAACGUGGCGGGCGGCGUGCAGGGCGAUCGGCUGACCCUGGACGGCUUCCUCUUCCUGAACACCCUCUUCAUCCAGCGUGGCCGGCAUGAGACCACGUGGACUAUCUUGCGGCGCUUCGGCUACAGUGACACUCUUGAGUUGACGGCCGACUACCUUUACCCGCCGCUCCACGUGCCCCCUGGCUGCAGCACCGAGCUCAACCACCUGGGCCACCAGUUUGUGCAGAGGGUGUUUGAGAAGCACGACCAGGACUGUGAUGGCGCCCUGUCACCUGCGGAGCUGCAGAGCCUCUUCAGUGUGUUCCCAGCUACUCCCUGGGGCCCUGAGCUCCUGGGCACGGUCUGCACCGAGGCCGGCUGGCUGCCGCUACACGGAUACCUUUGCCAGUGGACGCUGCUGACCUACCUGGAUGUCCAGCGCUGCCUCGGGCACCUUGGCUACCUGGGCUACCCCACCCUCUGCGAGGAUUCCCAGGCCCAGGCCAUCACAGUCACCCGAGAGAAGAGGCUGGACCAGGAGAAGGGGCAGACACAGCGCAGCGUCCUCAUGUGCAAGGUGGUGGGCGCCCGAGGAGUGGGCAAGUCUGCCUUCCUGCGCGCCUUCCUUGGCCACGGCCUGGGGCGCCAGGACGCCAGGGAGUCCCCUGCGGAGCCCCCUACCUACGCCAUCAACACCGUGCAGGUCAACGGGCAGGAGAAGUACCUGAUCCUGUGUGAGGUGGGCGCAGACAGCCUGCUAGACGCCUCCCUGGAUGCUACCUGUGACGUUGCCUGCCUAAUGUUUGACGGCAGGGACCCAGAGUCCUUUUCAUACUGCACCAGCAUCUACAAGCGCCACUACAUGGACGGGCAGACGCCUUGCCUCUUCCUCUGCUCCAAAGCCGACCUGCCCACAGGCGCCACAGUGCGCGGCCUGUCACCAGCAGAGUUCUGCCGCAGGCACCGGCUGCCCGCCCCCGUCCCAUUCUCCUGCGCUGGCCCGGACGAGCCCAGUACUGCCAUCUUUACCCGGCUCGCCACCAUGGCCGCCUUCCCACACUUGGCCCGAGCAGAGCUGCGUCCCUCCUCCUUCUGGCUCCGGGGGAUCCUGGGGCUCGUCGGGGCUGCUGUGGCCGCGGUGCUCAGCUUCUCGCUCUACAGGGUCCUGGUGAAGAGUCGAUGAGGCCCCUGGGACCCCGAGCCCUCCCUGACCUGCGGGGCUCCCUGCGGACAGCAUGGCUGUGGGGUGUGGGCUCCCAGCCCAGCAGUCUGACCUCGGGCCCCAGGUGCUGCCGUAGGGCCGCCGCUCAGGGAGCUCCCUUCUCUCCAACCCUCAGCUUCUGACUCACUCUGCCCCUGGGCAGGGCCCUCCAGCCUGCGGCGCGGCGCCCUGGCUUCUGCCUGGGCCCGAGGUGGCCGUGGCAGGUGUGUGGCAGGAUCCCCGCGUGCCGCCACACCGCAGGCACUGUGCUCCUUUGUGGGCUUUGUGUGUGUUGGGCUGGGAGACACAGGCGACCCCAGACCCAGGAUUCUCAGGGCUCCACCUCUUUCCUGGUCCUGGGUGGCCGGUGGCUGUGAAGGGGCUGGAAUGCAGAGCUUGGGCCGAGGUGGGGACUGGGCUCCCCCACCCUUCCAUUAGAUCUGGAGCCUUCCCACGGUUGUACCCAUGGUGGAAGACACAAGGUUGG